CUACUGCUCUGUUGAGAAUUUAAGCUUUGCAGCAUAGAGUAAGUAGCUACACAGMAAACAGCACUUGGAAUUUUUGGUCCUACUUUGUUACGGAUUAUGACCCAACAAUUGAGGACUCCUACACCAAGCAAUGUGUGAUAGACGAGAGAGCCGCUCGCUUGGACAUUCUGGAUACAGCAGGRCAAGAAGAAUUUGGAGCCAUGCGUGAACAGUACAUGCGGACAGGGGAGGGUUUUCUGCUCGUUUUCUCAGUCACAGAUAGAGGAAGCUUUGAAGAAAUCUAUAAAUUUCAGCGACAAAUUCUUAGAGUGAAAGAUCGCGAUGAGUUUCCAAUGAUUCUCGUUGGCAAUAAAGCAGAUCUGGACCACCAAAGACAGGUGACACAAGAGGAAGGCCAGCAGCUGGCACGGCAACUUAAAGUAACAUACAUGGAAGCCUCAGCAAAAAUCAGAUUGAAUGUAGACCAAGCUUUUCAUGAACUUGUCAGAGUUAUAAGGAAAUUUCAGGAACAAGAGUGCCCUCCUUCACCAGAGCCAACACGGAAAGAAAAAGACAAGAAAGGCUGCCAUUGUGUUAUUUUCUGAGAAUCCCAAGAACCAAGCUAUCAACUGCCAGAUUAUUUUUUUUCUUUCCAUCAUUUUACAUCACUUCUGGUAUUGGUCUAGCCUUAUAUGUGCAUGUCCUAAAAGUGGUCACCAGAAUAGCCUUAGUCCAAGAAGCUGGCAGAAUAGUUCUUGAAGAAGACUCGGUCAUCCUGGGGCAGACUUCAUACCAAAACACUAAGGCUGCUUCUCUAAUACCACAGUUCCUUCUCUCCCUUCAGAGCUUGCACCUUGUGGAGUUUUAUUCGCAAAGGAGAUGAAACAAAACCGCGUAGGACAAGGUGUUGAAGUCAUGCAUAAGUUGUCUCUUGUGAAUUAAUUUAUUUUUACUUCUGACAUUUCAUUAGCUAUUACAGAGACCUAUAUUGGAGUAUAGAGAAUACUUUUUAAAAAAGGGGUGGAUUGGCUUUUUUUUUGYUUUGCCCUCAGUUAAAUUAGACUUGAGUAUUCAGCUAGCCUUAAAAAACCUACACUGAAUUUCAUUGUCAGCAAAAAUUCUCAUCUCUCAUUUAUGCUGCAGUUUUAUUUCGGUGGCCAAAACAUUCUACUGUAUUUAUUUUAUGAAUCCAGAACAGCUACAGGAUGAUUACUACUACUAUUAGGAUAUGGCCAAAUACCUGAGCUCAUUCUGGAUUGAGGCAUUUUAGCUUAUUAAGAAAUUUCACAUCAUGUUUGAAAACAAAUUGUGUCUUCCUUUGUAUUUCUGGGUAAGGGAUUAAGGAAAACUAAAAUUGUAGCUGUUUUUGUUUCAUGUGAUAUAAAAAUGAAUUUGAUCUUUCCAUUGUCAGAGAUGAUUAAAUGUUUUUGCUAUAUACUUUUAUACAUUAUUUUCUUAUCAAACUAGUUAACAAGUAUUUUUAUAUGUUUGUAAGCAAAUAUGCUUUCACAGCAUAACUUGUGUAUAUGUAAAGAUGAGUAUUUAAUUCUCACAGUUCACUUUUAACUGACAAAAAUGUGGGAUUUGCCAAACUGUGGUAAAUUUCUCCUUACUCUCCCGGUUAUACCCAAGAAUGGCCAAUUAUGUGCCUGCCCAGCACACCUAUAGAAUAAAAUCUAGUGUUGUGUUUUAAUGAAUUUAAGUAUCCCUUACUAAAGACUGACCAUUAUGUGAAUUAUUAAACUGUAAGACUUUUAACUGAUUGUUUAGUUAAGCUGUGGAUGGUUGUUUAAUUUUGAGUUCUGUGGAUUGUGUUUAAACAAUUCAAGAGUAUGGUCCCUGCUAUUGAAAUACUGAGUGGUAUUGCACAGUUGUCACCUUAACUGAAUGUGUCCAACAGUUCUUUGAAACUUGAUUAUGAAGCAAACCCUUGUAUAACUUCAGGUGCUAGAAUUAAAGAUGAUCUAACCAUUA
Molecule: messenger RNA, 1953 nt
Organism: Malurus melanocephalus (red-backed fairy wren)
Lineage: Eukaryota; Metazoa; Chordata; Aves; Passeriformes; Maluridae
Gene: RRAS2
Product: RAS related 2
Exons: 6
Coding region: 201-584 (127 amino acids)
Biological process (GO): signal transduction
Cellular component (GO): plasma membrane
Molecular function (GO): GTP binding; GDP binding; GTPase activity
Source: RefSeq, a predicted model, not a curated record